GUUGUUCUGUUGAUUAUUUUAUUCCCAAAUAAAACUGUGCUUAAGGCCCUAAAAAACACUGGGCUCUGUCUAAAAGUAUAUGAAUGAAUGAAUGAAUGAAUUUAGUGCGUUUGGAUUUUCAGUCAGGCAUUUGUAAGGACAGCUUAACAGAGAUCAGUGGUCCUGUGUGCGUCCCUGUUGCAUAGAAACGAAAAUAGUCUGGGACGUCGUGCGUUCACCAAACAGUUUCCCCUCAGAAAUUGGACCAGAACCUAUUCUGCGGUAAACAACACCCGUUUUAAUAAGCUCAGUCAUUGUUUAUUCUCUAGAUUGUAAUUAGCGGAGUUGUUACAUCUUUAGCUGGGAUGAACAAUGAAACGUAGGGUCUGAAAACUCAUUACAAGCCUCACCAUGAAGCCAGUAACGGUAACCGUGCCCUCGUCAGUUUAGGUGUUCUAAUAUGGCAAAAAUAAACACUGUUGAAGCAGUUGAGUAAUCGGCUAAAGAAGCUAGCUGGCUGCUGAUGGGAGGCUAGCGGUUCUAUAUUAACUCUGACCGAGGAGAUUCACCUGGCGGUUCUCAAGUCCUCUUUAACACGACACAUUACUGAGGAACCAGGGCGGAAAUGGCUGAUCACAUUGGCUGCAUCCCUGAACUAGACCAAAAGAAAUACGAUGCACGCGAACAAGUGAAGAUCAUUUGCCUGGGAGACAGCGCUGUGGGUAAAUCAAAGCUGAUGGAGCGGUUUCUUAUGGACGAGUUUCGUCCACAGCAGCUGUCCACAUAUGCGUUGACUUUGUACAAACACACAGCGAACGUAGGAAACAAGACUGUUGCAGUCGAUUUCUGGGACACAGCUGGUCAAGAGCGAUUUCAGAGCAUGCAUCCUUCAUACUAUCACAAAGCUCAUGCAUGUAUCAUGGUUUUUGAUGUUCAAAGGAAGAUCACAUACAAAAACUUAGCCAACUGGUAUAAAGAGCUAAGAGAGUACAGACCUGAGAUUCCCUGUUGUGUGGUAGCUAACAAAAUCGAUGCCGACUUAAAGGUCACACAGAGAAGUUUUAGCUUUGCGAAGAAACAAGGGCUUCCAUUUUACUUUGUCUCAGCAGCGGAUGGAACCAAUGUAGUAAAGAUGUUCAGAGAGAUGAUCAACAGAGCAGUGGACUACAAACAAAACCCCAGUGACUUCAUGGAUGAAGUGUUGGAAGAAUUAGAGAACUUUGACCUGGAAAAGAAAGAGGAGAACUCUGAGGCCGAGGAGGACGAGCUGAAAGCAGAGUCUCCAGAGUUGGCAUGAAGGGUCUGAAUCAACUGGCACAUUAUUUAUUCUUGUCUAAGUUUUGAACAUUUAACUUACUGGAUUGAAAGUCUCCUGCUGGAAACUGGCAUGUGAUCAAUUUCAAUCACUGUUGUCCAUCUGUCCAGUGCGAGGAACCAGGAAAUGAACCCAAAGUAAUAAUUUGGUUCUCUCUAGCUUUUCAGCUUCUGUGUUUUAGCUCCUAUGCUCACAAUUUGAAACUCUUAUAGGGAUAGUUACUUUAAUAGAAUGUUUUCUGGAGUGUGACGAAAACUGUACUCUGUGUAAUAACAAUGUGAAGCAUGAAAAACUGACACAGCAAAGAUAAUGUGCAAUUAUAAAGUGUAUUUCCUGCUGUUCUCAGUGUUUGUGUGUAGUGUUGUGUGGAGCGCCAGCAGGCUGCCGCAUCUGUUGGCUGCUUUACUUGCAUUAAUUUUAUGAUGUAAUUUUUUUUUUCUAGCGCCUUGUAAAUGAAAGCCUAAUGUACCCUAUAACCAACUGUGAUCAUGACCCUUUGCAUCUUGCUGUGACGCCGCGUAAUCAACUGAACAUCAGCGUUUUAUAAGAAACAGCUGCUACUCAUACCCGAGUCUGUUACUGUGAAGAUAAGCAACUUUAAUAGGUAUAAAGUUUUGAGAUACAA
This is a messenger RNA of Xiphophorus maculatus (southern platyfish), 1919 nucleotides long. It is a transcript of the gene rabl2, whose product is annotated as RAB, member of RAS oncogene family like 2B. NCBI's taxonomy places the organism in Eukaryota, Metazoa, Chordata, Actinopteri, Cyprinodontiformes, Poeciliidae. Gene Ontology annotation, molecular function: GTP binding; GTPase activity. The coding region runs from base 605 to 1276 and encodes 223 amino acids. The record is from RefSeq and is a predicted model, not a curated record. The transcript has 8 exons. Gene Ontology annotation, cellular component: endosome; Golgi apparatus.